AUGAGCGCGCCCGCAUAUUAUGAACUAUACAGAAGAUCCACAAUUGGAGUGACGCUAACCGAUGCGCUAGAUGCACUCAUUUCCGAGGAGAAAAUCCAACCACAGUUGGCAAACAGAAUACUAAACAACUUCGACAGGAUAGUUGCUGAGAAUUUGAAAAACGAAACAAACAUAGCGAAAUCAAAGUUGACUUUCAAAGGCGAUUUGGAUACGUAUCGCUUCUGUGACGAUGUGUGGACUUUUAUCAUCAAGAAUGUGCUUGUGAAGUUGAAUGAUGUCACGAGCAACUCGAGUCUGAGUAAUGACGGCGACAUGGAGAUUAGCGUAGAUAAGUUCAAGAUUGUUGCUUGUAAUUCGAGAAAAGCCGGUGAGGCCUGA
Molecule: messenger RNA, 378 nt
Organism: Lodderomyces beijingensis
Lineage: Eukaryota; Fungi; Ascomycota; Pichiomycetes; Serinales; Debaryomycetaceae
Source: the annotation of a GenBank genome assembly